Messenger RNA from Eruca vesicaria subsp. sativa (arugula), 2154 nucleotides. NCBI's taxonomy places the organism in Eukaryota, Viridiplantae, Streptophyta, Magnoliopsida, Brassicales, Brassicaceae. The record is from the annotation of a GenBank genome assembly.
UUUUAACAUAGCCUUCACCACUUCCUUUCUCUAGCCUUCACCACUUUAUCUCUCUCUUUCCCAUUUUCACAGCCAUUUGUUUGAUUCCUCUCUCUCUCUCUUGGCUUUUCUAUUGGAUUGUGUAUUAGAGACUGAUUAGCUUAAGGGAACCCAAAAAAGAGAAUUCUUCUCUUCUCUUGUUUCAAUUUUCUAAACUUUUUCUGGGCUGUUCUUGUACGAAUUUUCUAAAAAGAAGACUUUUCAGUAUCUGGGUUCUUCUUCGCAGUGAAGCUUCUCAAUACCCAUAGAAGCUAAUACUGAAGAAAAUAUUAAUAAGCUAUAUCUAAUAUUAGAAUUGUUCAGAGUCUCUAUACUUUUCUGAUAUUCUUGAUAAGCUAUCUAUCUCUUUAUAAUAAAUUUUGAAAAAGAUGGGGAAGCAAGGGCCUUGCUGUCACUGUGGAGUUACAAGCACACCUCUAUGGCGAAACGGGCCACCAGAGAAGCCGGUUCUGUGCAAUGCGUGUGGUUCCAGAUGGAGAACGAAGGGAUCACUAGUAAACUACACACCACUUCAUGCUCGUGCUGAAGGUGAUGAUGUUGAGAUUGAAGAACGUAGAGGCCAAAAGAUGAUGAUGAUUAAUGGAAUGUCUAUGAACAAAAAGAUUCCCAAGAGGAAACCAUAUCAAGAAAACUUCACAGUUAAGAGAACCAACUUGGAGUUCAGUAACGGUUUCAAGAAAAGGGCAUUUGAAGAAGAAGUUAGCAACAAUAGAUCGAGUUCAGGGUCUGUUGUGUCCAACUCAGAGAGCUGUGAUCAGUCUAACGCGUGGGAAACGAGUUUUGCUUGUAAGAAGAGGACUUGUGUGGGGCGUCCGAAGGCACCUUCUUCUGUUGAGAAGCUCACAAAGGAUCUCUAUAGUAUUUUACAAGAACAGCAGUCUUCUUGUCUCUCUGGUACUUCAGAGGAAGACUUGCUUUUCGAGAAUGAGUCACCGAUGGUGAUAGGACAUGGGAGUGUUCUUUUGAGAGAUCCUCAUGAGGAGUCUGAAGCUAGCUCGCUCUUGGUUGAGAGCAGCAAGUCCUCAUCAAUACAGUCUCAAAACUCUGGUGGAAAAGCUAUAAAGCAGGAGCAACUCAAGAGGACCAAGUCUCAAGUCUUGGGAAGACAUAAUUUACCACUCUGUAAUAUAGAUUUGAAGGAUGUUUUCAACUUUGAUGAGUUCAUAGGAAAAUUCACAGAGGAAGAGCAGCAAAAACUUAUGAAAUUACUUUCUGAAGUUGAUCUUCCUGAUAGCCUCAUGAGCAUGUUUGAGAGUUCACAGUUCAAAGAAAACUUCUCCUUGUUUCAGCAACUAGUUGCAGAUGGUGUAUUUGGGACAUUAUCAUCAUCAUCAUCUUCUUCCUCUGGAUCAAAACUUGAAGAGUUUAAGACACUUGCAAAGCUUGCUUUAUCCGAUCCUGACAAAUCCAGUUUGUUGGAAAGCUAUCAGAUGCUCAAGGAACAGAGAAAAGGGAUUGAAGAGUCUGUUACUACAACAUUAAUGGUCUCAAAUCCGAACCCAUCGGAUACUGAUAGUCAAGUAACCAUUGAAAGACCUUGUGAAAACUUAAACCAAAACUUCUCAGAGAAAAGGGUUGUGAUGAAGAGCCCCAAAGAAGUGAUGAAGAUUAGAUCAAUACACAAUGAAACCAAAGAGACUAUAGAGAACAGUGUCUCUUCCUUUAACCAAAUGAGCUAUGGUGGAUCGAUGGUGUGUAGCUAUGAAGAUAAUGAUAACUCUGAUCAGGAUCUUCUUCUUGAUGUGCCGUGUAAUGGCUCAUUCCCUCAAGCAGAGCUUCUUCAUAUGAUAUGAAAGAAAGAGGAAGUUUAUGAAACUCGAUUGGCAUUUCUCAGAACAGAGACUUAAAAAGACCUUUUAAAGAUCUCUCUCUCUCUCUGAAGAAAAAACUAUCUCACCCUUUUUAGCUUUGUCUGAGGAAAAUGUGGCCAAAUGAGAUUUUUUCUGCAUUUAGAAAGUGCAAUAUAAAAAAGGGAUUUUUAUGUAAGGGCUGUUUUUGGCGGUCUUAUCUGACACAUGUCUUCUUGAUCUUACUUAACUUGGGGAAGAAGUAAGUUUCGUUUCCUUAUUGAAAUCUUUUCCUUAUUGAAAUCUUUUCCUUGUGCUCAAAACUCAA